Messenger RNA from Paramecium pentaurelia, 2059 nucleotides. The record is from the annotation of a GenBank genome assembly. NCBI's taxonomy places the organism in Eukaryota, Ciliophora, Oligohymenophorea, Peniculida, Parameciidae.
AUGAUUGCUGCUGAAGAGUUAGCUGAGGAAUAAUAGGAUCAUAAUAAUUAAUUGAUUCAAAAUGGAAAGUCUAUAUUUAAGCCUCAGUUUUUGUCUAAAUAAUAAAGAGAAGAAUAAAAAUAAAAAUAAGAAGAAUAACAAAAUAAAUAAUAAUAAGAAAAGUAAUAAUAGAUUGCUUAGAUUCGUAAAGAAUAUAUUCAUUUUAGAAGUAAUAUUUAUAUUAAAUAUAGGUGAUGAUCAAAAAGUAAGAUAAAUUUUAGAGAGAAAAAAAUCAAAAAGUAGAAGCAGAUCAAGAAGCAAAGAGAAAAACAAUCGUUAUAUAACAUCUAACACUAGAGCAACAGUUCCUGUAAAAAUGGAUGGAGAAAAUUAAGAAUUAAUGCAUAUUAAAAUGCAAUAUUUAGGAUUGAAUAAAGAGAAGAAAAAAAUCUUAAAGCCUUCUGAAAAGUUUAAAAAUAUAUUUAAUUUUGAAUGGGAUGCCACAGAAGAUACUUCAAUUGAUUUUAAUCCACUUUAUAUAAAUAGGAUAAAUGCUAGUGGUUUACAUUCUAAAGCAUAGGAAGAUAAAGAUCCUGAUUAAUUGUUAUCAUCAGAUCAUUGGAGCAAGAAAUCUUUAGGUCAAAUGUAACCAAGAGAUUGGAGAAUAUUUAGAGAAGAUAUGGAUAUUAUAAUUAAAGGAGGUCGUGUUCCAAAUCCUAUAAGAGAAUGGAAUGAAGUUUAAUUACCAAAAAAUUUAAUGAAUUCUAUUCGAAAUUUAAAUUAUGUUAAACCAACACCAAUAUAGAUGCAAACAAUACCAAUAGGUUUAGAACGUAAAGAUAUGAUUGGUAUUGCUCCUACAGGAAGUGGUAAAUCUGCAGCAUUUUUAAUACCAUUAAUUACUUAUUUAUCAACACUUCCAAAAUAAGAUGAUAAAAUAUGUAAAGAUGGACCAUAUGCAUUAAUAAUGGCUCCAGCUAGAGAAUUGGCUAUUUAGAUUGAAGCAGAAUUUUAAAAAUUAUCUUAGGGAUAUAAUUUAAGAUCAUUUGUAAUAGUAGGAGGUAGGAAAGAAGAAGAAUAAGAAUUUCAUUUGAAAAAAGGAAUAGAGAUUUUAAUAGGAACACCAGGUAGAAUAAAAGAUUUAUUGAUGAAAAAGUAUUUGGUAUUAGAAUAAUGUUCAUGGAUUGUAUUAGAUGAAGCAGAUAAAAUGAUUGAUUUAGGAUUUGAAUAAGAUGUAAAUUAUAUUUUGGAUUCAAUUACAACUGAAAUGAAAUCAGAAGAUGAUAUAGCAGCUGAAUUUGAAGAGAAGUUGGCAUAAGCUGGAGAAAAGUAAUAUAGAGUAACUCAUUUAUUUUCAGCCACAAUGCCUCCUUAAGUAGAAAAAUUAGCAAAAAGAUAUUUAAGAGCAUUUUGUUUUAUUAGUAUAGGUGAACCAGGAGGUGGUAAGAAAGAUAUAGAAUAAAAAAUAGAUAUGAUUAAUGAAGCAGCUAAAAAGUAAUUUAGAUUAUUUAGUUAUAGAAAUCGUUUAUUGUAAUUGUUAGCAUCAAAUAAACCUCCGAUUAUAAUUUUUGCUAAUUAAAAGAAAAGUGUUGAAAUAUUAAGUAAAACAUUAGAGAAAUAUGGAGUAAUGAUAAUAAUACAAAAUAUUUUAGUAUAAUUCUGUUGUUUAUCAUGGAAGUAAAACAUAAUAACAAAGAGAAGCAGCAGUUGAAGGAUUUAAGUCUAAAAAGAUUGAUAUCUUAAUUGCUACAGAUUUAGCAUCUAGAGGUUUACAUGUUGAAGGUGUUUAAAUGGUUAUUAAUUUUGAUGCUCCAAAAAAUAUUUAAGUAUAUGUUUAAAUUUAUUAAAAGGAUUUUAUUCAUAGAACAGGUAGAACAGGAAGAGCAGGAAAAAGAGGAUUAGCUGUGACAUUUCUUACUAAUUCAGAUUAAGAUCUAUUUUAUGAUUUAAAAGAGUAUUUGAUUAAAAGUGGAUAAAAUGUUCCACCAGAGUUGGCAUAACAUACGGCAUCUAACCAAAAACCUGGUUCUGUACCUGAUAAUGUGCCUAGAAGAAAACAAGUAAUUUUGGCGCAUUGAUA